GGAAGUCGACCCCUCGCUCUCUCUUCUGAAAAGUCGCGUGAGGAGGCUGGCGUGUCACAGAGGCUCGGAUUUAGCCGGUUAAGACGGUGUAAAAAUGGCAGAUACGUUAACACUUUUCACUUCCAUUGGGCUCAGUGAGCAGAAGGCGAAAGAAACGAUGAAAAAUGAGGCGCUGAGUUCCGCCCUGAAGGAGGCGAUUAUCCAGGCUCAGCGUGUCCGCGGGGCAUCAGGGGUGGACAAGGCCGCCGGUACCCUGCUGUACAGUAUGGCGUCUCGCCUCAAAGACCCCAAACGCCUGGCAUUCCUCUCCGACAGCAUCGUUCUCUGCAAGAUCUGCACAGAGCUACAGCUGGCAGCUGCGCUGGAAUUUGUAAAGAGUCAUCCGGAGGACCCCAUCGACCAGAAGGCGUUUGAGCGGGCGUGUGGAGUCGGCGUUGUCGUGACACCCGAGCAGAUCGAGGAAGCCGUGGAGUCGAUCAUUAAGAAGCACAAGGACCAGCUGCUGAAGGAGAGGUACCACUUCAACAUGGGACUGCUAAUGGGAGAAGCCCGCUCGGCUCUGAAGUGGGCCGACGGGAAGGUCGUCAAAAACGAGGUGGACUUGCAGGUCCUGCACCUUUUGGGUCCCAAGACCGAAGCCGACCUGGAGAAGAAACUUAAGCCACAGAAAGCCAAAGCUGCGGGCGGCGAGGUGAAGAAGAAGGAGGAGGACGUGGCGCUGACUGAGGAGGGGGUGAGCGGCGAGGGAAAGUCUCUGAUGGAGCAGCUCAGAGGGGAAGCGCUGAAGUUCCAUAAACCAGGAGAGAACUAUAAGACCGAGGGCUACGUCGUCACACCGAACACAAUGGACUUGCUUAAAAAGCACAUGGAGAUCACCGGUGGACAGAUUCGUACUCGUUUCCCUCCUGAGCCCAACGGGAUCCUUCACAUCGGACACGCCAAAGCCAUCAACUUCAAUUUCGGUUACGCAAAGGCAAACAACGGAAUCUGCUUCCUGAGGUACGACGACACAAACCCAGAGAAGGAGGAGGAAAAGUACUUCACGGCCAUCCGGGACAUGGUGGAGUGGCUUGGCUACAAACCGCACGCCGUGACGCACGCAUCCGACAACUUCCAGCAGCUCUACGAUCUCGCCGUGGAUCUCGUCCGCAGGGGCCACGCGUACGUGUGCCACCAGAAAGGGGAGGAGCUUAAGGGCCACAACAGCCCGCCGUCGCCGUGGAGGGACCGCCCCGCCGAGGAGUCGCUGGUGUUGUUCGAGCGGAUGAAGAAGGGGCUGUUCGCCGAGGGGGAGGCCACGCUCCGCAUGAAGACGGUCAUGGAGGACGGGAAGCUGGACCCCGUGGCGUACAGAAUCAAAUACACGCCGCAUCAUCGGACCGGGGACCAGUGGUGCAUCUACCCCACGUACGACUACACCCACUGUCUGUGCGACUCCAUCGAGAACAUCACGCACUCGCUGUGCACCAAAGAGUUUCAGGCCAGGCGCUCGUCGUACUUCUGGCUGUGCAACGCGCUGGACCUGUACUGCCCCGUCCAGUGGGAGUACGGCCGCUUGAACCUCACCUACACCGUCGUGUCCAAGAGGAAGAUCAUCAAACUGGUGGAGAGCGGCGUCGUCAGAGACUGGGACGACCCCCGACUCUUCACUCUGACCGCUCUGAGGCGAAGAGGCUUCCCGGCCGAGGCGAUUAUCAACUUCUGCGCACGGGUCGGCGUCACGGUCUCCCAGACGACGACGGAGCCCCACCUGCUGGAGGCGUGCGUGAGGGACGUGCUGAACGACACGGCGCCCAGAGCCAUGGCCGUGCUGGAGCCCCUCAAAGUCACCGUCACCAACCUGCCCGAGCACUCACAGUCGGCCGUACGAGUGCCGAACUUUCCCGCCAACGAGGCCAAGGGCAGCCACACGGUGCCGUUCGCACGCACGAUCUUCAUCGAACAGAGCGACUUCAGAGAGGUGAUGGAGAAGGGCUACAAGCGUUUGACCCCGGAGCAGCCUGUGGGACUGAGGCAUGCUGGGUACGUCAUCUCCUUCCAGAAGGUCAUCAAGGACGCUCGGGGUAAAGUGGUGGAGCUGGAGGUGACCUGUUGCGGUUCUGAGACGGCAGAGAAACCCAAGGCCUUCAUCCACUGGGUCAGUCAGCCGUUGGUGUGUGAGGUUCGCCUCUAUGAACGCCUGUUCCUGCACAAACAUCCAGAGGAUCAGUCCGUGGUGCCCAACGGCUUCCUGAGUGACAUCAACCCCAGUUCCAUGCACGUGAUCAGCGACGCCUUGGUGGAUACUUCGGUGAGGGGAGCAAAGGUUUUAGACAAAUUCCAGUUUGAGAGAGUCGGCUACUUCUCCCUGGACCCCGACAGCACCGCAGAGAAGCUGGUCUUCAACAGGACGGUCACCCUCAAAGAAGACCCCGGGAAGAUGUGAUCCAGCCAACGGUCGAGCCGCACCUCCUGCAACCCGCGAGCCCACGGACACGCGCAACAAACGGGUUUGCGUGGAUGUGUCGUUUUAACAAAGGAGCCGACUGCUCGGGCUGAAACAAACCAGGCGCGGUAAUAAAGACAAGCCCCUGUUUCUAAAAUGCGGUUCCCUUUCAUGGAUCUGUCUCUCAGAAGUUGUUCUCUAUCUGUCGGGAUAAGAUUCACAUGCAGUGUUUCUGCUUUGUUGAAUGAAUGCGCCGUUGAUCAUGGACGACCUCGUGUGAAUUAACAUAAUACGAGGAGACGCUUUCAAGUAACAUACAAUAUCCUUUUUUUUACAAAGGUGGCAGAGCACUUUUUUAAAGACUCAGACUGGUGCAACUGUGUCCUUUUGACAUGAGACAUGAAUAAAUAAUUCAAAAAAAUCAAA
Gasterosteus aculeatus aculeatus (three-spined stickleback) is the source of this 2851-nucleotide messenger RNA. RefSeq names its product glutaminyl-tRNA synthetase 1 (gene qars1). Gene Ontology annotation, cellular component: cytosol; cytoplasm; aminoacyl-tRNA synthetase multienzyme complex. Gene Ontology annotation, molecular function: ATP binding; glutamine-tRNA ligase activity. NCBI's taxonomy places the organism in Eukaryota, Metazoa, Chordata, Actinopteri, Perciformes, Gasterosteidae. Gene Ontology annotation, biological process: glutaminyl-tRNA aminoacylation; translation. The record is from RefSeq and is a predicted model, not a curated record.